CACCUGAAUAAUUCAAUUUCAUCACCACUUUUACACUAUAAAUAGCACCUCUGCUUCCCACAUUUCUCAUCACAUUCAAAGCAAAUACUUCAUUGCUUUUCCAUCUAUUUCUCUUACUUUCAAGCUUAAAAACCAUAACCAUGGUUGCCAUCACUUAUGAUAUGGAGGUUACUUCCUCACUCCCAGCUGCAAAGAUGUUCAAAGCCAUGGUUCUCGACGCCGACACUCUCAUUCCCAAGAUCAUGCCUCAGGCCAUCAAGAACGUGGAGAUCGUGGAAGGAGAUGGUGGCGUUGGCACCGUGAAGAUCAUUCAUUUUGGUGAAGGGAGUCAGUAUAAGAGCGCUAAGCACCGCGUGGAGGCCAUUGACAAGGAGAACUUGACACACACCUACAGCAUCAUUGAGGGCGACGCUCUUGCAGGUGUCCUCGAAUCCAUUACUUAUCAUAUCAAGAUCAUCCCAACGGAAGAUAGAGGAUGCAUCUGCAAGAACAGAAGCAUUUACAACACCAAAGGCGAGGUCGAGAUUAAUGAGGAGAAGAUAAAGGAAGGGAAAGAGAAGGCAAUGGCUAUGUUCAAGGCCAUUGAGGCAUAUGUUCAAGCCAAUCCUGACUACUAGAACCAUUCUCAAUAAUCAUCUCUGUUUUCUGUUCAAUUAUUGUAAUAGAAUAACAAGUCUCAGUGCUGGUUUUCUGAGUGAAUGUAUUGAAUUUGAAUUACAAGUUUGCAUUUGAUGUUAUGUAAUGUUUUUUAUAUUGUCUUA
This is a messenger RNA of Salvia splendens (bonfire salvia), 761 nucleotides long. Its product is annotated as major allergen Pru ar 1. Gene Ontology annotation, molecular function: abscisic acid binding; signaling receptor activity; protein phosphatase inhibitor activity. Gene Ontology annotation, cellular component: cytoplasm; nucleus. Gene Ontology annotation, biological process: abscisic acid-activated signaling pathway; defense response. The record is from RefSeq and is a predicted model, not a curated record. The transcript has a single exon. Bases 141 to 617 code for a protein of 158 amino acids. NCBI's taxonomy places the organism in Eukaryota, Viridiplantae, Streptophyta, Magnoliopsida, Lamiales, Lamiaceae.